AUGCAAUCUAUCCCUCUGGACAACAUGACUACAAAUUCUCAACGACAAAGUCAACCAAUAAUUCAAGCAAGCUAUCAACUUCACGAUUCCACCAAAUCCAAUUCGAAAUGUUAUUAUACCGAAUCUUACGAUCCUUCUUCUCAUCGGUCCACAUACGAUUUCAACUGGUCUUUACCUUACUCCUUCUGGAACGACAAGAAAAAUCUCCCCUUUCCUGUGGAAUUUACGGCUUUCGGCCAAGAAAGACAUACGAGAUAUACAUUCAUCGCUAGCUUCUCGGAACGUAAGCCCACGACCGGCCAAAAGAUCCUAUAUGGUACGGUCGCUGCGACCGCUCUGCUCGGUCUGGGGACAUUGGGAUACACAACUUACGAAGCGAGGCAUCAAGCUGAGCUCAAGUGGCAAUCUCAAGAUCUAAAUGUAGCCUAUGAGAAUCUCAUCAACGAGCUGAGAGAGGAUCACCCAGAUUGGGAGAUACCUACUAUGAGAGUUUCGAAGAGGAGUGAAGAUGGAACUGAAUGGAAGGUCCAAGCUUCGGAGCACAAUAGUAUUGAAAGUGAAGAUGGAAAUGGAAGUGAGAGAGAGACUUAUUCGAUCGAGAAUGCCGAUGAGGUGGUGGCGAGUAUUCUGAGUAGAUCGAAUGAUGGUAAUUCGGGUGUGCCCCAGUUGAUCCUGACGAGGAUUGAUUCGAACAAGGUCUCUAAGUCUUUCGUAGCUUAG
Kwoniella botswanensis is the source of this 720-nucleotide messenger RNA. RefSeq lists its product as uncharacterized. The record is from RefSeq and is a predicted model, not a curated record. NCBI's taxonomy places the organism in Eukaryota, Fungi, Basidiomycota, Tremellomycetes, Tremellales, Cryptococcaceae. The transcript has a single exon. The coding region runs from base 1 to 720 and encodes 239 amino acids.